This is a messenger RNA of Anneissia japonica, 3140 nucleotides long. Its product is annotated as coiled-coil domain-containing protein 66-like. Gene Ontology annotation, molecular function: microtubule binding. The record is from RefSeq and is a predicted model, not a curated record. Gene Ontology annotation, cellular component: cilium; microtubule. Lineage: Eukaryota; Metazoa; Echinodermata; Crinoidea; Comatulida; Comatulidae. Gene Ontology annotation, biological process: cilium assembly.
UGAAGCAGCAAGAAUUGCUGCUAAAUCUAAGUCUGGUCAAAUUGGUAUUUACUUAUUUAAAGAGCCUGAAAAGAGGAAGAAGAAGUUUAGCUAUAAGUCACGAACGCAAGGAUAUUCCGUAAGGAAAGUUGCCACCAACGAGAAUCCACCGGGGACAGUUUCACGACCUCAAACAGAGCUAAGCCAGAAGGGUUCCACAGCGCUGAAAAAGAAGGAUGCGCCAAAGAAACCGGUUUUAAAGAAUAACAAUGCAGCAAAAACAAAACACACCAAAUCUGAACAGGAUGUGAAUUUCGUAGCGAAGAAUAUACAAGCUCAGAAGAAGAAGAAGAAACAGGUGUCAUCAGCAAACACUGUAACUCUGACACAAGACCAGCUCAACAAGAUAUUACAAACACUUGGUGGCGAGAAUGCCUCUCUAAAGUUUGAAAAUGGUGAUAUUAGAAUUGAGGAUAAGACAGAUGAAAGAAAUAAUCAAGACCACAAAGAAGACAACAUACCAAAAGGGAAAUCUGACAGAGAAAAUGAAGAAAUAAAUACAAAUGUACAACCAAUACAAAGCAAAGAAACUGUAUCUAAUGCAACAGAAAACAAUGGACCUAAUCAAAAUAACGUAGAUUCUUCAAAUCAACAUGAUAUUGAAGAGCAAAAAGAUGUAAAUAGAACUCAGGUGAUAAAUGAUAAUGAGAGCACCACCAGCCCAAGAACCAAUCUUGGUGAUAUUGCAAACUGCAUUGGUACGACCGGUUUCAACGAUAAAGAUGAUGCUGAGAGAAGAAGACGCCAAUGGAGGGAGGAAUUAGAUAAACAGGUUGCAGAAAAACAGAAAGAGAAAGAGAGGAUGAAGAAAGUUCGCCUAAGUGGGGAUAGUGCUGAGCAGUGGAGCCCAUGGGGUAAUCUAGGUGAUAGUGGGGGUAGGAGUCAAAGAAAGGUUGAUGUUGCUAAACAAGUUGUACAGAGUGUCAUUUAUGAAGAGCCAAAAAACCAAGUGCUUAACUCCAAGCCAGAACCCCCCUCAUCUAGAGUGGAUUAUUCCUACAGACAAGCCAACACACCUGCCGCUAUGAGAAGUUCAUUUUCAUUUGGGAAUUAUUCAGAUGAAAGUAAAUCAAUAAAGCAGAAAGAAAAAGAAGCAUGGCUUCAAGAGUUGGAAAAACAAAGGCAAGAUGCUAAGGAACGUCAAGCAAAGGAGAAGCAACAACGGCGUGGUGAAGUUGGUAUAGCAGAAAAUGAUUAUUGGGCAAGGCAGGUACCUAUUGUCAAACGUAGUGUGUCACCCCAGAGUAUGGAAACAAAAGAUGACAUUGCAACGGAAGAGAAGAGGAAAGAAAUCGUCAGAUCCGAGACAGUCCAGAGCGAUCCACUAAGUGGGACAACUGCAUCACAGGAGACUAUAAUAACUCCAAGAGGUCAUCAACGUAGUCAGUGGGGAUUAACAGAUCCUGCUGAGGUUGAAAGACGGGAGAAGGCUCGAAACAAACACUUGGAACAUAUGGAAGCAGUUAAAGCCCAGGUAGAAGAGAAACAAAAGCUGAAACGGGAAGCAAUGGAGAGAAAGAGAAGAGAGGAUAAAGAAGAAGAGGAAAAGCUGGCAAGGGAACGAGAAAAUCUGCAGAAGCAAUUUGAAAUGGAAGCUCAGAAACAAAAACAAAAAGAAUUAGAUGCAUUAGCCAAGCACCAGGCAUUGGUGGAGAGCAUGCAGCGUGCGUAUGAAGAGUCCAUGAGGUUGAAGCAAGAGAAGAGGAAGAGGCACCUGAAUAUAAAUAAUUCAGAUGCACCAACAAGCAUGCCACACAGAGAAGGGGGAACACCCUCUCAAACCCUUCCCCCAGCUUGGGCCUACCAGCUCAAGUCCCCACCUUUAGAUGCAUUAGCCAAGCACCAGGCAUUGGUGGAGAGCAUGCAGCGUGCGUAUGAAGAGUCCAUGAGGUUGAAGCAAGAGAAGAGGAAGAGGCACCUGAAUAUAAAUAAUUCAGAUGCACCAACAAGCAUGCCACACAGAGAAGAUGAGCCAGUAGUCCCAACCCCAAGAAUAGGUGGUAGCCAUGGACCGGUACAACGUACACCUCCUCCGCCACCAGUUGCAACAGAAGUUGCUACUAUUCCCCAAGAAACGGGAGUUCGUCAUUCAGUAGUCAUUGAACAAGGUGUUCAAACAGACUUUGCAACAGGCCAAGAUGAUGUAUCACCAAGAUUGGCAGACAGGGACAAGAGUGCUGGUAUUGAGUACAAACAACACAGAAUAAUUGACAACAGUAAAAAUUCAGUCAUGCCUAAAAAUGACUCAAAUACCCGGAAAAUGGAAGACCGAAAAUCACCUGUUGAAGAUCAAAACAAAGAAAUAGAAAUAAAAGUGAGAAAGAAGAAAACUGUUAAGAUAUCCGAACGACCAAAAUGGGGUGUCAAAUCGGAACCGAAGAAGAAAGUUAAAGCAUCAGAUAAAGAUUUGACAGUUAGUAAGAAAGUGCGAGAAGAGCGCCGGAAAAAACGCAUGCAGGAGUUGCUUUCCGAUCAGGAAAGAAACAUGCCGGCCCCCAGGACGGGAAGGGAGAGUAGGAAAGCGAGAAAUCAAGAAGAUUCGCCUGCGUUUAAAGUUCUUAACUGUGCAGAUGGCGAGAUUGAUGAAAUAUUGAAAUAUGAAAAGCGGAAUGAGAAACGCCACACUUCAAAGAACAACAGGGAAGAACUUCACGCUCAAGAGGAGAGAGUUGUCAGAAGUAGGCCAGAGGAGUUAGUGGAUUCUUCUCAAACACCACCAUUACAAACUGGAGAUUUUGUGCCAUUCUUAAGAACAGAUGAAAGACUUGAUGUAGAUAGUCUACCAGUAACUCCUGCCGAAUAUAGAGAUGCACAAAAUUUGGACAAUGAUAAUGUUAACCCAGAGCCUCCAAGGAGAUAUCAGCAUCAGCAGAAUUAUAAGGAUCCUCUAUUUAGUCCUGAUAUUCGCAAAGAUGGUGAAAAUAGACAGAAGAUGAUCCUGAAGCAGUUGUCAAACCUUCGACAGGGCUUAAUGAUGAAACAGAGAGAAAUGGAGCUUGGACUAUCAGUAACACCUUUAUCAACUUAGCAGUACUUAAUUUUUUAUGGGUGUAUUAGGUAGAGGAUUGGAGUACUUUGUGUGUAAAGCUAUUGUAUAUAGU